Messenger RNA from Ostrea edulis (European flat oyster), 1789 nucleotides. RefSeq names its product E3 SUMO-protein ligase NSE2-like. Gene Ontology annotation, molecular function: zinc ion binding; SUMO ligase activity. The record is from RefSeq and is a predicted model, not a curated record. Bases 391 to 1086 code for a protein of 231 amino acids. Gene Ontology annotation, cellular component: nucleus; Smc5-Smc6 complex. The transcript has 6 exons. NCBI's taxonomy places the organism in Eukaryota, Metazoa, Mollusca, Bivalvia, Ostreida, Ostreidae. Gene Ontology annotation, biological process: double-strand break repair via homologous recombination; protein sumoylation.
GACAAAAACAACCUGAAGUUAGCACGCGGACGGAGCUGUAUCGAAGCAUUCUAAUUUUGGACAUUUGAUCCACCUACAUAUUGAACACGGGAAAUAUAACGCAAUUGAUGUAAACAGUACUUUGUGACGUCAAAUUCAACGUCGUUAUUUAGCAAAUUUACAAACAUAGCGUUUGAACCACAACAAAAACAUGGCGUUAAUCGUGGAGUGAUUAUAUAUGAUUAAGAUUAUAAGAUUUACAUGCUUUUACGGAUUUUAUGUAACAUCUGAGAACGACGUGAACUAGGGUAGACGAGAUUCAAAAUGGAGGAAUACAUGUCCACGCGCUAAUAUUCGAAUCGACGCCAUUGGUACCAAACUUUUCAAGUUCCAUAGAGAUAAAAGGACACCAUGGCACAGUUUGCAGUAAUUGAGCAAGCUAAAAAAUCUCUGAAAACAGUGCAGGAAUAUAUCAAGGUGGGUAUGGAAACCACAUUAGAUGUUGCCCAGGAUUUCGCAGAUAGUAAAAUUGAGAGUGAGAAGGAAGUUGAUAUUUUGAAGAGUGUAAUGAAAGACUAUGUGCAGAUGGAGAGGGAUCUGGAGGACUUCAUGCACUCUGUGGAAGACGUGACGAAGCAGGCAGCCCAAUGCGAGGAGACUGUUGAUUUAGAGGACGAGGUCGAGAAGAAGCUAGAGGCCUACAGAAGCAAAAGUCAGAAGGUUCCUCUUGAAAACCAUCAUAAAUUUGUGGACUUGGAAGAAAAAAUUACAGAUAUACUUGAACCAGACAGACGAGUAGGAGCGGUUCCUCAAACAUAUACAGGUGACGAAGAAAUGGUCCUGACCCAGUCUGACAUCAACACCAGGUGUCCUUACACAGGGAAAGACAUGGUCAACCCGGUCACCAACAAACACUGUGAGCACAACUAUGACAGGGAGGGGAUUUUACACUACAUUAAAACCAAGAAAAAUAGGGCAAAGUGCCCCGUAGCUGGGUGUAUGAAUGAAAACCCCAUUCAGAAGGACGAUUUAGUUGAGAAUAAAGAACUCAGGAGAUACAUCGAGAGGAAAAUACGCCAAGAAAAGAGAGCGAAGAAAACAAGUUGAUGACGUUCAGAGAAAUUAUAUACCAGUCUAUCUAUAUCAAAGGUCAUUGAAGAUGCAAUUGUUCAUUUGCUUUAGGGGCCAUUGUUAUAAACAAUGAACAUUUAACUGGUGCCCGUACUCUGCUAUAUUGGAUAUUAAAGGUUGACGAAAACCAAUUUUAUGUUUUACAUCAAGUAAAUUAUUGAGGAUGCGGGAAAAUACACAAAUUCUAAAUAGUGACUAGGAUAAAAGAUGUUACGGUAUUAAAUUUGUAGCCAUCCAAAUAUAUAAAGUAGUUUUAUCGGUGUGAAAUAAAACUCCCAGAAGGUUAGACAGAUUCACAUGUAUCAUGUCCUUGCCAAUUCAAUUUUCAUUCCGGAAACCGAAAUGUUGAAAUACAGUAUCUUAGAUUUUGGCAUAAGAAUUUACGCUGCGUUUAGUUUUAUAUUUGACAUUUCUGAUUGGACCAACUUUUGAACAACUGCAUUGUGCAGUUGAUGUGAUGCAUAGAAUUUUUUUUUUAGGUCAGCUUUAAGAAAAAUCAAACGUGUGUAUAUUUUGUGCAAUAUACUAUUCUCUGGUGAAGAAAAAUCAAACAUUGUUACAUGUUUUAUCCUUUACUGUCUUUUAAGGAGGUAGGAAUGUGUUGUACCCCAAGUUUUAUAGAUAAUAGACAGUCUGUCAAAAAAAUUAAAUUGGGAAUAAUAAAUUUUACAAUAUAUGA